Molecule: messenger RNA, 9069 nt
Organism: Dermacentor silvarum
Lineage: Eukaryota; Metazoa; Arthropoda; Arachnida; Ixodida; Ixodidae
Product: contactin-like
Exons: 26
Coding region: 131-3838 (1235 amino acids)
Biological process (GO): cell-cell adhesion
Molecular function (GO): protein binding
Source: RefSeq, a predicted model, not a curated record
CGGAUGCCGAGUGCCUGACGGCCUGCCUGACGAGGUGUGGUCGAUCGUGAGUGUGAGCGAGUGCGGCGUCAAGUGGGAAAAGUUAUGUCUGCGUGACAGCGACACACAAAAAAAACUGAACGCCUCAGCCAUGCCUACCAUCGACGCGGCGAGGCUCGGCCUGCUAUGUUUAUUCUUCGCAAGCGCUGUGUGUGGUCAGGAGUGUCCCCGUGGAUGGGUGGACUUCGGCCAGUCGUGUUACAAGUUCAACCGCUCUCCGACCCGGACACGGGAUGGUGCCAAGGAGGCCUGCCAGGCCUACAACUGCGAUCUGAUCUCUGUGAACACAUUUGAAGAGCACCGUUUUGUCAUCGACUGGUUGCGAGAGCAUGACCCUCAGCAUCGGAGAUGGUUCACGAGUGGUUUUGAGAGUGGUGACAACGUGUGGACCUGGGAAGGCGACAACGCUCAGUUCAGCAACAUCGACAACCUCUGGCUGCCUCAGCAGGAUGGUUAUCUUUGGAAAUACGUCUCCUAUAACUUUUCUACUGAGCUGAACCGUUGGGGUCUGCAGAAAGUAGCACCGGGAGACGAACUGGCAUUCAUCUGUGAGAUCCCUAAGGAACGGCUGUUCCAGAUUUACAUCCAGGAACGACCUCUCGACUUUGGCUAUGUCCUGACCAACCGAGAGGAGGUUCCUCGGGGCCCUUACUUUGUCGAGGAGCCCGGGGAGUUAAUCUUUGACCUGAGCGGCCGCAGCCAGACCAACGACAUCUCCCUGCGCUGUGUGGCCGAGGGAAACCCGCCGCCCACUUACAAGUGGUUCAAGGAGGAGUACUCAAAUGACGAGCUCCUCCACAUUCACAUCGACCCGCUCUCCAAUGGUCGGUACACUCAAACGGAUGGGACCUUAACAAUUCAUAGCCCCGAUCAGACCUUAGACAGGGGCAAGUACCACUGCAUGGCUGAGAAUAAGUACGGCAGGGUCCUGUCUCGCUCGGUUUCUCUUGGUUUUGGCUUCAUUGGAGAGUUCAACAAAAACCGAGCCGGUGACAGCGGCAAGGAAUUCUGGGGAAAGUCGGUGUCAUGCGACCCUCCGCAGUUCAACCCGGCGGUGCACUACUUCUGGGUGCGCAACGCCUUUCCGGACUUCGUCCAGGAGGACCCGCGCGUGUUCGUGUCGCACGAUGGCAACCUGUACUUCUCGUCCCUGGAGAAAAACGACGAUGCAAACUACUCCUGCAACGUCCAGAGCCGCAUCUCCUCCACGGGUCGCACGGGGCCCUAUUUCCACCUUCUUGUUGAGCCGGCCUCAAGCGGCCAGAAGCUGCUCUUUCCCAACAACUUCCCGAAGUCAUUUCCCGAAGCACCACUGGCUGGCAAUGACGUGCGCCUGGAGUGCAUUGCUUAUGGAUAUCCUGUUCCCAAGUACAACUGGACCCGCAUUGGAGGCCCGAUGCCAGUGGGAGCGCAGAUCAGCUCACACGGACGUGUGCUACUCCUACCACGUGUGCGCGUCGAAGACCUUGGCGAAUACGUCUGCAUCGCCAGCGCUGACCAAGACAGCAUUCGCAAGGGUGUCACCCUGAGCAUACAGGCGAUACCCGAGUUCACUAUCCCACUGGAGCACCAGGUGGCAGACGAAGGCUCCCGACUCACGUGGACCUGUGAGGCAUUCGGCAUUCCCGAGGUGGAGUACCGCUGGUAUCGCAAUGGCCAAAUGCUCAAGACUGAAAGCAGCGACGACUUGCGGGCCCGGUACAAGGUGGACAACAACAUUUUGGUCAUCGAGGACCUCAACCGUGCUGAUGAAGGCAUGUACCAGUGUUCAGCCACCAAUUCUCUCGGCACCAGCUUUUCCACAGCGCAGCUGAGAGUCGUCACCAUGGCACCCAAUUUCGCAAAGUACCCCCUGGACACGGAGAUGUAUGCUGCCGAGGAAGGCAACAUCACCAUCCCCUGCCGUCCCGAAGCAGCCCCAUUCCCCGAGUUCACAUGGCGACGGAAUGGCUACACCUUUCCACUUGGCGGCAGGACGCAGGUGCUCAGCAACGGCUUCCUACGGAUUGAUCCGGUGCGCCGUGAAGAUGAAGGCAACUACACUUGCGUUGUCAAGAACCAGUAUGGCACUGCCAGCAGCACUGGUGCCCUUGUCGUGCUGUCAUUGCCACGCAGCGUGGAGUCCCCUCCCCCAAAGGUGGUGGCCACGGUGGGGAGCCUGGAGGAGCUGCACUGCCAUGCACUGGCACCGCACAUGCUCGACCUCUCCUACAUCUGGCUGCACAACGACCUGCGCAUACAUCCACACGAGUGGCCCCAGUAUGGCGUGGUGAAUCCGCCGUCGUUGUUGGCCAAGUGGGAUAAGAUCGCGGCCGCAAGCCUUAUGCUGGUUACCGGACCAGGCUACCUGGUCAUCUACAACGUGAGCUUCGCAGAGGCUGGUCACUACACCUGCAUAGCCAAGACAUCGGUGGGCAAAGUGUUUGCCAACACUGAGCUGCUGGUUCUAGGUCCCCCGGGUCCCCCCGGUGCAGUGCUGGGCCACUCAUUCAACGCCACUUCUGGCUUUGUUGAGUGGGCCGACGGCACUAGUCAUGGCAGCCACAUCACAAGCUAUGCCAUCGAAGGCCGUACCAACCACAACGGCAGCUGGAGGGAACUGCGGAACGUGACGUAUGCCCCAGCUUCAAAGCACCACACAUCAGGCAGGCGAGAGAUUGAGCUCGGCAAUGUGCUGUCACCGUGGAGCAAGUACGAGUUCCGGGUGAUCGCUGCCAACUUGCUCGGCGUUGGCCAACCAUCUGAUCCCAGCCCACAGUACAACACGGCCGUGGACCGGCCGUACAUUGCCCCGCGCAACGUUGGCGGCGGAGGGGGCAAGGCUGGGUCGCUCACUAUUACGUGGACGCCGCUGUCGCCGGAGGAGUGGAACUCACCGGAAAUCUGGUACCGCGUGUACUACCGACCAUCUGGGGACCGUAGCGAGCCGAGAAAGAAGGACCUCCGCAAGCUGGGAAACAUGGGCCUGUACGUGGUGCCUGUUGGCGAGGAAAACUACUUCUCACCGUACGAGGUUCAGGUGCAAGCGGUGAACGUGGUGGGCGAGGGCCCCAUCUCGGAACCAGAGAUUAUCUACUCAGCCGAGGGCAUGCCCCAGGUGCAGCCUUCAGGCGUGUAUGCCGUGCCACACAAUUCCACUGCCCUUAACGUUACUUGGACUCCGCUGGACAUCACCCGUGAGAAGAUUCGAGGACGCCUUAUUGGACACCGGAUCAAGUACUGGCGCAGCGACCUGGACCCACAGCUGGACUCCCUGAUUCUGCUCAAGCGAGGCAUCGAAAACUGGGGCCUCAUCGUGGGUCUGCAGCCCAACACGGAGUACCGGGUGGCUGUCAUGGCGUACAACGAGGCUGGAUCUGGCCCCGAAAGCGAGUUCUUUGUGGCCAAGACGUUCAAGGCCGCACCCCUGCGGCCCCCGACGAGCGUCAAGGUGCUCGCCCUCUCUCCCACCAGUGUGCGUGUCACGUGGCGAGGCGUGGUGCCGUCCAUAGAGGAGGAGUCUAUACAGGGCUACAAGGUCCGCUACUGGGAGGCAGACCAGGACCUCACGUCGGCCAAGGAGGUCUACAAGCAGCUCGAUGGCGAGGACCUGGAAGCCGUUGUGUCAGGCCUGGUCCCUGGCAAAGUGUACAAGCUCCGGGUGCUUGCUUGGAGUUUUGGUGGCGAUGGAAAGAUGUCCUCACCCCCUUGGGAGUUCCGUGUCGGUGAAGGAACAGCAUCCGCCUACAGAGGUGGUGCUCCUAUCACCGGCGGAAGCAUGCUGUUACUAUGGCUGGCCUUUCUCAUUACGAAGUUGUAGCAGGAGAGGGCAAGAGAAAUCGAUAUGCGGGUGGAGAGACUGGGUACCUGGAGUGCAAGGACACAAGCAGUUCAACACGAGCCUGCAAUACCUGUCGAAAGAAAAGCAGCAGAUAAUCUUCCCGCGCGUCUCCUGGACCGUGGGGCAAUGCCUGCAUGUUAUCAUCUCUCACACUGCGCACAAGAGUGAGCAGGAAGCAGCUACGCAGGCAGCUCAUCUGCAGCGUGUAGUUUGCACUGGCUUUAAAGAACAGCCCGGCGCGUUGGCUGCAGUGGCGUGGUAUACAUACUCCUGGUGGUCCAGACUAAACAUACCGGUGCCUGAAGCCUGAGUGAAAAGCACAGAGAGUGAACACUAGCUGUGGCACGAAUGACCUGAUUCGUCGAGUAAGCAAUUUUAUCAGUGAAUCAGAAAGGUGGGACACUGAAAAAACGCUGAAUGAAUGCUUCAAGAAAUGAUGUGAUAGCAGCAGUGUUUUUGUUUUUUUUUAAAGCAGAGUCCAACUGCUUUUUUUUUUUUGCCACUGACUUGCUGAAACCGUCAUUGCUUGACGCGCUGUUUGUGUUACAGUGGCCUAAUUGUGUAACAUCUUUUUUCCCAAUUCAUUACUUCUGCCCUUUGUCACCAGAAUUGCCAGCUCAGCAUCUCAGCGUGACAGAGCACACAAAAAAAGGUAAUGAAUAGAGUCAAAAGAAAAGGACAGUUACAAAAUAUGGCACCUGAUCGCUGUACCACUUCAGUAGGUGACUCAUCGUCCUGCCGCAUCACAAUGUCAGUGAAAAGGGAGUUCUAAUUGCAAGUGUCUCAAGCUAGGUAACACUGGCUUGACAUGGCACCAUGAUGGCUGGCUGUUUGAAGUUCAGCCCCAAGGUACAUGGUUGUGUGACUGGGUUUGUGUUUGAUGACCAUUGCAUUCUUCUUUUAAUGAAUCUCACACCACGCAGGCUGCUGAGGGAAAUAGAUUACUGCAAAUUCUUUGUGUUCUUUUGUACAAGUUGUUUUAUUGUUGCAAAAGUAAGGAGUGUCGAGGCUGAUUUCUCGGGCGUGCACAUAGACAGUACCUGCAGGUACUAAUAUGAUGUGUUUUCUGCUGUUGCUAAAUCAUUAGCAACCAUGACAGUGUGGUAGCUACAGGAGGCCUACAACCAGGCCUUUGUGCACUGUAAAUGUAUCUUUUAUAUUUUAGCCCCUGUUACAGUCGAGCCGCUUUAUAUUGAACUUGAACACUUGGAAUUGCCUAUAUUUGACACUGGAUAUGAUGCCUGAAAAAAAGAAAUUUCACAUAAAAACUUAGGAGCAGUGUGUGUUUGGAUCGAACUUCACAGGUCAGACAAAUUCAUUCAUUGAAAACCGUCUGCUGUACCGUGGCUUCCUGAAUGUGCUUUCCUUUAGCAUUUUACUUGUAUGUUUGCGAUGCCUCGUUUGUCCACUAUCACUUUCCGCAUGUGAACUUUUUUUCUGCAUGGCAUUAUGGCAUUAUGCUGUAAUUUAAUUAGUAGUGACCUCUUUAUUGGGAAUAAGAUGCUUUUGUAGCUAGUAUUGUGCCUUGCGAGGGCUGGCUGUAUGAUGUCAUGCUUCCUUUUAGUUCUUCUUUUGUUGUUUCUUUCUUCUUUUUUUUUUCCCCUCCUAGGCUGAAGUGCUUAGUUUUCAUACAGGUGAUCCUCUCUGUCGAGUGGCAUCCCUUGGCAGACUUUCGGGUGGCCAUCUGUGCUGAACGGUGCACAUGGCACUAGAUGUGUGAAGGAAGCAACCUUCAACAUGCAGCCUAUGGUUGCCUGGCAAAUCUACAGUCUUUGUCGAAAGUAUACAGGCUAUUCUCUCUCCCUCCGUCACAUACGUAGUUUCUCUGGCACUCCUCCUAACACUCCAGAGCUCUGAAUAGUAAGCGCGAAAGGUCUCUUCACUUUCCAGGAUUUGGAAACCUUUAGCAUGCGACAAGAACUCCUUUAAGCAGCCUGUUGUCGUCAUGGUGGUCGCAGGCAACGUAAUAGCCCGUACACCUUUGACAAAGUCUGUACAUUGGCAUGCCACACACAGCCAUCUGAUCGCACUUCUCGGAAUGCAUGAAGUGUCCAUUAAAGCUUUGCAGCAGUAUGCUUUCAUGUAUUGAGUCUCUCGUAUACAUGUCAAAUAAUUUGUGAUCUCCUUGGAGUUCAAUAUAUUCGGGCUCGAAUGUAGGCAUUGACAUAAUUUAUGAAAUCACGAGUAAAAAACUUGAAACUGCAAUUUUUUAUGAAUCUCAUCCCAGUGACAUCUCUUUGAGUAUUUUAUCUCGCUGUUUCUUGUUAUUGCAGCUUUUCAGCUUUAGCAGUGGUGUGUAACCCUUAACUAUGCGCAGUAUCUCAAAGACAGGUUGGCAGCAGCGUAUUUUGAAUCUCAUUUCAACAUAUGAGCAGGUUGACAUGUUUGCAAGAAUUUUCAUGGUUUUAGUUGUACAUUUUGUGCAGAUGUAAUUUUGGAACCGUUCGCCCAAAAGGGAUUCAAGUGUUUGCCGAUGGUGUUGAAUCUCGCCCUUUUUAGGGUUUGUACCCUGCAGAUGCAUCUGUACCACGUAUAUUAAGUUAUUUGCUGAGUCAAAGACUCUGCAGAGAGAGAGAGAGCUGGACAGAUAACCAAGAUAAGUACAUAGCCUAGGUCGCUCGAUAGAUGCCUUUUGUUGUUGCAUCACGACAUCGCGACGUUGGCAAGGCAGGUAACAAGCCCAGUGGCAUUCCUGCUCCAACGCUGGCGAUGUGUUUCAUAAUGCACUUCUUAUCUUGCCAGUUUUUCUAGUACAGUCAUCCUUUCUCACAACCGUUGUACAGACAAUGAUGUUGGAUUCACAAAGCUUGCUCAGCCACGUAUCAGCCUGACAUUGGCCCUACUUUCUGUAUUAGAGGGGCAUUGCCAACGUGCAAGACCUUCAGGUAGCUAGCGAUUAGCCUAUGGCAAAAGAGUUUGUGAUAAUUUAGGUCUGAAGUUUUGUGAUGAAGCCAGAUAGUUUAAAUCUCACGGACUGGCUCUUCUUUACUGCUGUUUCAGGCUGCUGUCACUUCCUAGUAUUGCAAGCAGUGUGUCAUUGUUUUACAUGGCGUGCUUUUAGUUCUGUACACUUUUUAUCGCUGUACUUUGUCUUGCGUAUGUAGGGCCUUUUUGUUUUAUUUCUUGCAACACCAAUCUGCUCGAGAAUUGUAUUAUUCGCAUGUCUUUCGUAAAAAGGAGAAACCACUCAGUUCUGCUAGGGGAUUGUGCCCUCGAGGUUAUGACAUGUAGAUGGGCCUCAUGAAAUGUGUGCCAGGUGUUUUAAUGUCAGAGGUGCAGGAUUUUAGUUAUACUUCGAUGCUCGAGGUUGUUGGAAGUGUUCGUUUAUGUCUUGUAGGAUACAUAUUGAAGAGGGUUUAGUGGUUGUGGCUGUGAGUAAUGUUUGAUUGGUGCAGUUUCCAUCGUCAACUUCCGUCCUGGUUUCACGAAACCACUAUCUCUGCAGCUUCUGGAGAUCGAAUUCCAGUUGUCUCUUUUUUUUUUCUUUAUGUCAGGUGUUCAUACUGCAUUUUAUUAUUAUGCAUGCAUCAUAAUUGCUGCAGAAAGCCAGCCUCCAAGGCAUUUCGCAUUGGUUUGUUUAACAGGCUCGUCAGCCACACUAUAAUCUAAAAGUGUGAACCAGUUAUUAGAAAUUAGAAAAAGGCAGGUUAUUUUACAGAAGUUGAUUUAUUGUUGCCAAAAAAAAAUAAAAGAAGAAAAAAACACUAGUAGGCUAAUGAGGAAUGUACGACUCAAACAUUACAGUGAUUGUUUCGACACACUAGUGACAAAUGCAAAAUUUGGUCAUCGGCUUGGUUAAAUAAAUAUUAACACUAAUUUUAUCAUUGUCAUCAAAAACACUUCUCAUCUAUCUGAUAGUUGACUAGCAAGGACGUUUUUAACAUUCCAGAUGGCCAUAAAGCCAAUGAAGAAGUUUUGUCCUUGCAGAAUUUAGUGCACCUGCCGCACAAUAUGUAUAAAAGUCAUUUUAAGUAAAUGAGUUAUCUCGUACCUCUAAUGAAACUUAAAAAAAAGGCAAAAUUAAAGCUUCAAGCUAUGUUGAUUACAGCACUGGCUUAUUGCCUGACAGUAACAGUACCUACUAUUCCUAGCUGCCUGAUUGGCUCAACUUCGUUUGCAUCUGAAGUUAGUUGUGUAAAAUUACCUUCAGUUGAGUUAGUGUGAUGGGAAUGUGACAUUUUGCCAUUUGUGUAGUGUACCCACCUGUUCAUAGUGGGACGCUGCACAAGCUACCUGUUGAUGCACUGCCACUAAGUGACUUUUGUCAUUCGACUGCGUAACUACCUUGCCUUUAGAAGUGUGUGUAAGAAGGUCUUAAGUGUGUCUGGAUCUACACUUAUAUUCAUUCCUAUAUUCUGAUGUUAUUGAGGUGGAAUUUGCCAUUGUAUCAUGUUCAUUUCCUUGUGUCUUUUAUUUGUCAUUGCUUUACGUCUUUUUUACUGAUGAUGCUUUGUAUCUGGCAUACUGAUGUUGUUUUAUGUCUGACUUGCUGAUGUUGCUUUAUGUCCGACAUGCCGAAAGGGUUGACAUAAUGUUUACGAUGUUGCACCAAGAGCCGUCUCUUGAUGUUUUAGGGAUACUAUCAUUAUUGAGGAUGUGUUGUCUUGUAGCUUUUAAUUGAUCCCGCCGUCGUGAGCCGACUGUAACUGCCUGAAGUGCUGCAGUGCCUCUUUCAUGAAUUCUUCAGGCUAGUGACUGUGCAAUGCAGUAAACUGUCAUUGUGAGCUGUCGUGACAUUCUUAUAAAUGGUGUGGCAAUAUAUUUACUAGAAAUUCAAAUGGGCCAAAAUGAAUUAAAGGCCCGUGUGUGACUCUCAUGCCAGUAAUUAAUCCUACCUCUGUAAUGAAUUACUCUAGCAGCAAAUUGGAGACUUGCAAUGCAGUUUGAUCACACUUAUGUAAAUGCAGCUGUCAUUUCAAUCUAUAACCAGUGUACCGAGUGUGUGUAGUUGCUCUUCUUUUUUUUUUUAUGUGAGAUUGGAACUUUGCCAAGCAAAGUUGCGUCUGAAUGAAUAUGCAACUUGUCAUUUUUUUACAACUUUUUUGCUUGUUUGUAUUGUAGAGGAAAAAAUAUGAAGUGUGUUUCUUGUAAGUGCAUUGAAAACAUUCCAGAGACUAUGCGCAAUUUGUCCAAACAGGUUUCACAUGUACAUAUGGCAAUACCACUGUGUGGAGGAAUGCCUGAUAAUAAAAGACAACAUAUUUUUCAAC